GCCCGCCAGGCAGGCACACUUUCUCCUCCUCCUCCUCCUUCUUCCUCCUCGGGGACGGCGGGAGGGGAGGGCUUCGCUGGAGCUCCUCAAGAAGCCGCCCGAGUUCCCGCCUCCUCUUCCUCCUCCUCCUGCUGGCCUUCCUCGCUCCUCUUCCCCCGCCAGCUGGAGCAGCUGGUGCCUUACGCGCGGCGGCGCCUCCUUCGCCAGGUUGCCUCUUCGGACGCAGAGAAGGAGGGAAGGAAUAAAGGAAGGAAGGAGGGAGACGCGGCAAGGCUGCUGUUCCUGCUGCUGCUGCUGCUGCUGCUGCUUCUCUCCCACGUCCUUCGCCUCCUUCCCCGUCGCUCCCUUCUUUCCUCGGUUUCCUUUUCUAAAAGGGAGGCAAAAGAAAACAGAGGCAGGAAGAGGCUGUGAAGAUAGCACUUAAGGUGAGAAGUAGAUCUUGCUAUGAAGAAAGAAAUCAGAGAUGACUGAUGUGGAGCCUGUGGUCACAGAUUUUGCCGCUUCGGGAAGGGCAGGCCGCCGAAACGCCUUGCCAGACAUUCUGGGUUCUUCUGCUGGGGCAGGAACGUCAGACUUACCACAUAAGUUAGCUGAGCUCUCCAUGUCGGAAGCUGAAGGAGCUGAAGGAGGAGAAGCAUCAUCGUCUGGCACUACAAUGGAAAAUCAAGAAACAGAAGGAAAGAGCAUGGAUUCCUAAUAUCUAUGAAAUCCUUGGUUUGCACUGAUCGUGAACAGAUGGCACUCCCAGUCUGUGCAAGAUACUGAAAUAUACCAUACGUGUAGCUGGGUGACAUGAAUAAGGAGCUAUUCAAAGACUUCAACAGUGUGACCUAGUUCAGCAAACAAGAAGGGGUUCUGUGUCUAAAUCCCAGCCAAUAUCUACAGAAUGCAUGUAAAGUUUUAGCACUGUUUUCUGUCCUGUAGUAAAAUCAUUGCCACCAUGUCCUUUUGGAUAAGGUAAAUAAUCAGAUACAACAAGAACGCUGCUGCUUGGUCAAUCUCUUGGGACCUUUUCAAAAUAUAAAUACAAUAAUUUCUUUGGGUGGGUUACAUAAAGAUCAUUAAGCUCUUAUCCAGAGUUGGCACAAUAUAUAGCAACACGAUGUAUGUUUGGUUCAACAAGCUGCAGUCACUUUGCUCAGUUAAGGCCAUUUAGAUGUGAGUAUAUGUGGCAAUAAAAGAGAAGUGAGCACAAUUCCUUGAAAAACUGUAUAUUUCAUAAUAGAGAAAAGUUUACAGAAUAACAGGACAGUGAUGCUGAAGAAGUGGGAAAUAGCCUUGAAAUUCAACACAUUAUAUGUUUAGAGCAGUACUAUCUGUACUAUUAGGUAAAGUGAAGCAGUUGUCUGGAAGAUGAUGGGUGCUGAGGCCAAAGUUGUGCCCUGCACUCCUUACAGUAGCUUAGUGCCCAAAUGUGCAGUAGACAAUGCCAUACCAUCACAAUUACUGAAGUAAAAUUCAUCUACCAAUUCAAUUAGCAUUUAUUAUCUAUAAAUAAUACAGAUAGCUAUCUUGUCCAUCUAGACCAGUGCUGUCUAGUAUUCAGAGUCUCUGGCAUGUAUCUUUAGCAGACGUGCUACAGGUAUGGGGACACUAGAAGAGCUGUCUGGUAGGUGUCCACAAUCCCCAUACAAUGAUGUUGCGCAAAGCAACAAGUUGAUGGGAAUCAAUCCUUUUUCUAGCAAGAGAAUUAAAGACUGACUAUCAAGACACUAUAGACAUCUGGAUUCCCCAUACCAACUGUACUUGUAUUGUGCUGUUAUCUGGAAGAGCCUUUCUUCAAUAAUUUUAAAGUUUUAUUUUCUCCUCUAUACUUAAUGCACAUCAAAGUUGAAGCUAUACAAAGCUCAGAAUAGUUCCAACAUUACAGGAUGCUUUGAUCUUUAAAAGGAUUGGAAUGUCAUCUGUCUAUAACCUCAAGAAACCCUUUUUGAGGUUUGAAUUCUAUCCAAAGAUGCACUGUGUGCAGGGAAAAAUGAAAAAUGAUAUUUCUUCUUUCAAAAUGUCAGGAAUCAUUGAUAGCACCUUGGAUUUUGAAAUCCUAUUGUGAGUGUAUACUAUGCUCCUCUUUCUUGAAUCUGCCUCUGUCAGUGAGCUUUGCACUCUACAUACCCAGAAGUUUCCAAAAUAAACUUAUGGCUUUUGUUAAUGACUUAAACCAUUACAUUAUUUUAGCAAAUGCAGUGAAAAUUCUCAUUAUUUCAUUUGGUCUUUGGUAUCUUUCAUCAGUACUGUCUUUAUCAAGAUACGUGACCCAAGCUUUUCAUUGAAGCUGACAGUGGAUUUAUUUUCUCUUAAUUGAUUUUAUUAAAAAUCAUCACUGUGGAAGCAUUUUUCUUGAUAUAUUUUUCCCAUAUCAAAUAAUUGGUCCAUGUUUUCUAAUAAAAGUUGUAUUGUUUAAAAUAAAAUAAUUUGUGUA
Messenger RNA from Anolis carolinensis (green anole), 2419 nucleotides. It is a transcript of the gene pkib, whose product is annotated as cAMP-dependent protein kinase inhibitor beta. Bases 464 to 697 code for a protein of 77 amino acids. The record is from RefSeq and is a predicted model, not a curated record. The transcript is spliced from 4 exons. Gene Ontology annotation, biological process: negative regulation of cAMP-dependent protein kinase activity. Gene Ontology annotation, molecular function: cAMP-dependent protein kinase inhibitor activity. NCBI's taxonomy places the organism in Eukaryota, Metazoa, Chordata, Lepidosauria, Squamata, Anolidae. Gene Ontology annotation, cellular component: cytoplasm; nucleus.